AUGACUGACACAGGAUCAAAGUUUCACUCUGCCCUCUCCAUAACCAAUGUCAAAUCUCUCGUUCCUUUCACAUUGGACAUUGAAAAUGGUCCAUAUCAUUCAUGGGUGGCGUUAUUUAAGGUGCAAGCCCGAGUGCAUAACCUGAUGCAUCACAUUAUCCCCCCUACAGAGGCCACGGCUAAGGCCAAAAUUGAUGUCUUACAGGCAGCUGAUCCUGAAUUCUAUGAUCGUCUUGAUGCGGCAGUCUUACAGUGGAUAUAUGGUACGAUCUCUCCUGAAUUACUUCAAGUCAUAUUGGUGAAGGAUGAUACCGCGACGAAAGCCUGGCAGAGGUUGGAGGCCAUCUUUCAAGACAACAAGGGUUCCAGGGCAACCCAUCUCGAGUAA
Messenger RNA from Lycium barbarum (goji berry), 387 nucleotides. RefSeq lists its product as uncharacterized. The transcript has a single exon. Lineage: Eukaryota; Viridiplantae; Streptophyta; Magnoliopsida; Solanales; Solanaceae. The coding region runs from base 1 to 387 and encodes 128 amino acids. The record is from RefSeq and is a predicted model, not a curated record.